Tetrahymena thermophila SB210 is the source of this 1383-nucleotide messenger RNA. RefSeq lists its product as hypothetical. The record is from RefSeq and is a predicted model, not a curated record. Lineage: Eukaryota; Ciliophora; Oligohymenophorea; Hymenostomatida; Tetrahymenidae. The transcript has 3 exons.
GGCAAUUUGUUUAAAAAGAAAAAAGAAUACCCUACGAAAGCAAACAUAAUUUAUUUAAAAUAAUUCAAAUAUAAUAGAAAUAUUCUAAAGUUCAACUAUUUAAAAUACACAACAAGCUAAAUGAAAUUGGAAUAGAUGAUCAAUUAUAAAGUUAGUUACGAAGACUAAUUUAAAAGAUUUUCUUUAAACGCCUCAAAUACUAAUUUUAAGGAAUUUUGUGAUAAGUGCAUAAGAAUUUUCAAUAUAUAAGCAGACUAGACUAUUUUAGUUAAUUUUUAUGAAAAUGACAAGCAACUCAUCAUAAGAAAUGAAGUCGAUUUUGCUCUUGCAGUGAAUGCUAAUAUUCAUAAUAACAAAUAAAAAUCUAUCUCAUUUAAAAUUUCUACUGUGCCCGCUGAAACCCAACUCAGUCAAAGUUAAGUUUUUGAUUAUAAAAUAUAAGAAUCUGUUAGUAAAUAAGGGGACUCUAAUAAUAUUGAAUUUACCAAAGAAGAAUUAUAAACCAUUCUAGAAAAGGGACUCAAUGAUCCUGAUAGUGAUAAGAUUUUGAAUUAGAUAGCUGACUCUAUUUCUCAAUCACAAGAAGAAAUCUAAAUAAAAUAUUCUUCUCUAAUGUACAUAGCAGCUCUUUUAAAAUAAAAGAUCCUUAGAAUCCGCUAAUCCAAAUAUUAAUAUUAAUAACAACAACAAAAUUAAGAAAUAAAUUAAAAUGAAUUAUAAAAUUCUACUCAUUAGAGUACAUAAAAUGAUAAUAUUUAUGAAAGUGUGUGUAAUUAAGAUGGAUCGUUUUUAAACAAUACACAACUCAAAAUUAAAAAACUGGAAGGAGCUGAUAUAUUUGAAGAAUUUAAUGCAUCAAUAACUUCUUCAUAAUAGAAUUUAAAGUAAAGCUUUGAAAAUAUUUUUAAUUAAUUUAAUCAAAGCAUAUAACUAUUAACUUAAUCUAUGAAACAUUAAGUUAGAAUAAAUAAUGAUGAUAAGAUUUAAAAAAAAUAAUAUUCUAAUAACUUCGAAUAAGGGGAAAAUUAAAAAAAUUAAAAAAUAAAUGCCCUUUCUUAAUUUGCAUUCCUUUCAGAAUAUGUUGAUAACAUCGAUGAAAAGCUUGAGGCAUAAGAAAAGCAAUUGAUAGAAGAAUAAGAUUGCGAAAACAUUUUAAUCACUAACCUGAAAGAUAAAAUUUAAGAACAUGCUGAAACAUUAAAAAGAGUAUCAACAAUUCAAAAUAAAGAAUCCCAUCAAUAAAAAACAAAUUUAUUUGAUAACAUCAUAAAGCAAGUAGAUGAUGGGCUUGAUAAUGAACUACGCGGCCCAUUUGCAACAGAAAAUUAGAAAACUUAAUAAAAUAAUGAUAGUAAUUACUAAAAGAUCUACAACUCAAAUUGA